CGUGUCAUUCUGUGGAAUCCGCCACCUGAAACACACACACACACACACACACACACACACACACACACGCGAGCCUCUGCUGCAGCUCAUUCUGCGCUCGAUCAGCACACAGCAGAGCAUCUGUUGGUGAAGAUGAUUCCUCCUGGAGACUGUCUGUACGCUGGGAGGAAGCGGAGGAAACCCGUCCAGAAACACAGAAAACCAGCAGCAGUGACGGAGAAAUCGAACCCGUCGAAGCGGCACCGUGAGCGUCUGAACGCUGAGCUGGAGCGACUGGCCGGACUGCUGCCCUUCUCCCCAGAGAUCAUCUCCAAACUGGACAAACUGUCCGUCCUGCGUCUGAGCGUCAGCUACCUGCGGGUCAAGAGCUUCUUCAGCGCUGCUCAGGAAAACCCUCACGAAAAACACGCGAACGGGAAAGAGUGCAACACGACGGCCAGCAGUGCCCCUGAGAGCCAGCUGCUGCUAGAG
Carassius carassius (crucian carp) is the source of this 471-nucleotide messenger RNA. RefSeq names its product aryl hydrocarbon receptor repressor-like. NCBI's taxonomy places the organism in Eukaryota, Metazoa, Chordata, Actinopteri, Cypriniformes, Cyprinidae. The transcript is spliced from 4 exons. The record is from RefSeq and is a predicted model, not a curated record. Gene Ontology annotation, biological process: regulation of transcription by RNA polymerase II. Gene Ontology annotation, molecular function: transcription cis-regulatory region binding; protein dimerization activity; nuclear receptor activity. The annotation marks the transcript as partial. Gene Ontology annotation, cellular component: nucleus; aryl hydrocarbon receptor complex.